CUUCAUUCAAGCACGUGCUCCUGUUCGACUCGCUGGGCUUCUUUCGGGCCACAAGGACAAGUGAAAGUGCGGAGGGAUACAAAGGAGCCUUUUUUCCAUUCACGUGGACCUACACCGAGGUGCCUAAUGCCCUCCACCCUGGGGCUGUCCAUGUAAGAAGGGGGAUCUUAGUAGAGAAGAGCAGACACUUUGAGUGGGAGCAUGGCCUCAACCAAAGAAGGUGGCAUGGACGUAAAACUGGUGCACAUUAAAGAAGAGGACCGUGAGUGGGACACACCAGAGAGUUUGUGUGUGGAGCUGGAGGAUCGCAAAGAAGGAAUUUCAGUUUUUUAAAGAGGAGCCCAAGUGGGGGACUGUUGACAUUAAAGUUGAGGAUUUAAAUGAUUUCUCAGUUGGUCUUGAACUUCAAAAGAAUGAAACUGGGAAUAUUUUCAAGCAAGAUGUCUGUGAAGAGUUUCAUUCUAGUGUACAACCCUGGUACACCAAUAUGGGAUAUUUGGCAACUCAGGUGCAUUCUGUAGAGCUGAAAUCUGAGUUAUCUGAGUUUGAAGAGAACAUCACUGAAGGGAACGAGAGAGAAGGAGAAGAGCAACAGUCAUCUAGGAGUGUGAGAAUAAAUUCAGAAGAGCAUGGCAGCAUCUUCACAUCUGCAUUUGCUCAGAAAUCUCUUCAGUACCACGAGAAGAAUAUGAAGAAAUCAACAAGAGGAUCAGAGAAUUUGACAGCAGACUCUCUACAGUGCAGUUCACCUCCUGCUGCUAGUGUAACACAGAGUGUAGCAGUCAAAACUGAUCAACAACAAGCGUAUAAACACAUCCAAAUUUUCAAUGGGAAAAAACGUCAUUAUUGUCUGGAAUGUGGCAAAUGUUUCCCACGCAAAAGUAAUCUUCACACGCAUAUGAAAAUUCACAGUGGAGAAAAACCGUAUUGUUGUCCUGAAUGUGGGAAGCACUUUCCAGAGACCUUGAACCUUAACAGACACAUGAGAAUUCACUCUGGAGAGAAACCCUAUUCCUGUCUAGAGUGUGGCAAACAAUUCUUGUUUUUAAGUUAUCUUCAGAUGCACACAAGAAUUCACACUGGAGAAAAACCUCACUGCUGUCCAGAAUGUGGAAAACAAUUCUCACGUAGAAGCAGUCUCCAGAGACACAUUAGAAUCCACACUGGGGAAAAACCUCACCUCUGUCCAGAAUGUGGUAAGCGAUUCUCACAAGUCAACACCCUACAGGUUCACAUCAGAAUUCACACUGGAGAGAAACCUCACCGUUGUUUGGAAUGUGGUAAACAAUUCUUACGUCUCAGUUAUCUUUAUAACCAUAGAAGAAUUCAUACUGGAGAGAAACCAUACAGUUGUACUAAAUGUGGUAAGCGAUUCUCAUACAACAGUUGUCUUCACAACCAUAAAAGAAUUCAUACUGAUAAGAAACAUCAUAGCUGUUCUGAAUGUGGCAAGCGUUUCUCACUCAGCAGGCAUCUUAAAGACCACAUGAGAAUUCACUCUGGAGAGAAGCCCCAUUGCUGUCCAGAAUGUGGCAAACGAUUCUCACAUAAAAGUAGUUUUAAGUGUCACACGAGAAUCCACUUUGGAGAGAAACCAUAUAGCUGUUCUGAAUGUGGAAAAAUGUACGCCUGCAAAAAAAGUUUUCAGAGGCACACACAGAUUCAUACUGCAGAAAAGUCUGCACUAAAUGUGACAGAUGAUUUUCCCACUGUCUCUACAAAUAUUGAAAAGUGAAGAAAAAUCUUUUGAACAAGGUAGAGGAUUCUCAUUUAAAGUAGUUAACAAGAAUGUAAUUAUUUUUAGUGGAGAAAACACUUAUGGCACUAGAUGUAGCAAAUGAUUCUUAGAUGUAAGACAACGUCAGAACCACGUAUGAAUUCAUAAAUUAGAGAAACCUUACUGUUAUCUGAAAUACAACAAAUGAUUUACAAACAGCAGGCACCUUCAUGAAACUAUUCAUACACAUAAAGACAGACAUAAAAAAAUGAUUGUCUUCAAUGUAAUAAAGGAUUUCAGACAGUAGUGACCUUCAUUUCCAUAACAUAAGCUUUGGAGAUUGUGCACCAUUGAGUGGCAAUGAACUUGUAUUGGCGCUGGCAUGUAAUCUGAUAAAUAACAGCUGGAGUGAAUGGAGACUGUGGCAAUCAUCACCACUUUAUUCUUAAACACUGCCAGUGAAGAACUCUCUUAAUUAUGGAAGCCAAAGGUCUUCUCAGCAGAGCAGACCACCUGCUGUAUCCUGGAACUGGAAUGGGAAAAGGGACAGAAAACAUGAGAACACUGUUGAGGGAGAAAUGUUGAGCUACUUAAACUGGUGUAAGAAAAGCAGUCUCUUGUGUGCUUCCUAAAAAUGGAGGUGGUAUUCUUGUCACUUAAGGGUGUUGGUAAAAGACUGCAACAUGGAGACAACUUGGCUACAAAUUUCCAGAGGUGGAUAUCCAGGAGGGAGUCGGUGGAAGUCAACC
Erpetoichthys calabaricus (reedfish) is the source of this 2466-nucleotide messenger RNA. Its product is annotated as zinc finger protein 501-like. The record is from RefSeq and is a predicted model, not a curated record. Gene Ontology annotation, molecular function: DNA-binding transcription factor activity; RNA polymerase II cis-regulatory region sequence-specific DNA binding. The transcript is spliced from 3 exons. Bases 488 to 1735 code for a protein of 415 amino acids. NCBI's taxonomy places the organism in Eukaryota, Metazoa, Chordata, Cladistia, Polypteriformes, Polypteridae. Gene Ontology annotation, biological process: regulation of transcription by RNA polymerase II.